CUGAGGCUCGGUGAGGCUCAUGACGUGGCAGUGUGCAGAUUCUCCAUCGGCCUGCGCGCAGUCGCCCUGCGUUAGCGACAAUGCGCCACACUGUUGCCGCCGAGUGCCCUGAGGAACAUCGCAACCAUGCCUCUGAGAUUUCAAUCAAUGCAUUUAACAGUUUUAGGGACUGAACACUUUAUUUAGUCAUUCAUCCCUUUGUCAAUUUCUCUAAUUACCAACACUCACUCCAUCAUAUUUCAUACUAACCACCUUAUUGCAGGCUAACUUCAAGCCAUGAAGUCGUUGUCGCGAAUUGGGUCACCGAUUUGGCCCCCAGUGGCAGUGCCCAGUCAGCCUUGCAUGCAGCCAUGAGAGAGUUGGUAAGCUCGACUGCAUUCAAUGGCGAUUGAUAAGCUCUCCUUGCUCUCCUCUCCAACUCCAUGGACAAUUCCUGCCUCGCAGGUAUCUCAUGGCAGACGUCGAGGACGAUUUUGCAGAAACUCCAGCACCUGAAUACCCCACAGGCUCGGGAAAAAGAAGGAAGCAGGGGGACUCAUCAGCACAUCAGUUCCACUCUACGAUAUCCCGCGACGCUUCCAACGGCCACGAUAAAUACCCUAUCUUCUCGGAAGCGCAAUUGCGAAAAGAUAGUGACGACGAAGAGCCGGAUCUUUCUUCCAAAACACCGGCCAAUCUUUUUCCAGGCUCCUCCAGUAAAUGGAACGAGCAUGCUCAAUUUGCGGCUGAUUAUAUAAAGGCAUCUAAAUAUAAAGGGGCUAAACCCCCUAUGCCACAGAGCUUGAACGAUCGCCCAGAUAUGUCGACCGCAAGAGCUACAGCUCGUACGAACGGACUGGAUCGAGUGCGUUCGUCCUAUGAUAGGCCUACACCAGCAGAGCCAAUGCGAAGCAGCCGUCCCAUAGUUGAGUGGGAGCGCCAACGGUAUUCGCCCCCAUCAACAAUUGAGGAAGCCGACGAUGAGGGAAUAUAUCAUCCUCGAUCUCGCUCUCCCUCGCCCAUACGAGUCCUUCGGUCAUCACCGCCGCCUCCACCACCGCCUGGUCCUGAUUCCAGGCGUCGUCGGAGAGUAGUUGAGCCGGAACGUGUUAGUGUUAUUGAGAGAUCACUUCCUGUUCGGCGACCUCCCGGUACAUCACAUGGCCAUCACAAUCCAGAAUUUUCCGGGCGGCGAGUUCUUGUUUCUCAGAAAUAUGACCCAGAUAUGGAAGAAGGGCCUCGGUACCAGGCACCACUACCGCUACCACGUGCAUCGACCUUCGCCCGACCUUAUGAUUACCUUGAUGAGAUUGAACCAAUUCCGGCACCCCCAAGAUCGGCCUCAAAACGGAAGUACCCAGAUCACGCAAAACAUGAAGAUCCUCAUCCUGCUUAUGAUUACUCACCAGAUAUUCCGAGCAAUGACCAAGAUAUUCGGUACAAUGGGCCCGAGUUGUGGCGAUCAUAUGAAGCAGAUCAAGUAGAGUCGGAGGAUGACUUGAACUCAACUUGGACGCCAGAAACCGUGGCGCCAUUGAGGCAAAGACCUCCCGUGAAGAAAUACCCGAGCAAAGCACCAUCAUACAGGAUUUUGUGUCGGGUCGAAUGCGAUGUUGUUCAUGAGAGACGACAUACGGAAGAUCGUGUCCAUCCAGCCUUGAUUUUCGAAGAUGUGCCUCACUGGAACCCUCGGUUCACAAAAACGAAAGGCCAUCUGACCGGAUUUCGACCCAUAUACAGCCUAAGCCAAUGGUUGAAGUCCAUCGAUCCUCUGAGUUUUGUGGUCUAUCGAACCUAUUUAUGCUCUUGGAGCUCAUUCAAAACCAUCCCUCGCGACGGCACAUUGGAUAUGCCAACCCUUCGAGUCGCCGACUCUGAAGCUAAAGACUUUAAUGAAUCCAUCGAGGUCUUGUCCAGCGAGCUGGAAGAAGCUCUUCUAUCCGUUGCGAAAUGCAAAAUAGAAUGUUUCACUGGACUCCAAGAUGCCGACUCUCGCAGCGGUAAUCUGAUAUUUGACAGUCCCUAUCUCUUUUUCUAUCACCACCGGGCCGUACUUAGCGAGUUGUCUAAACAAGGCGAUGAACGACUGAGGCGAGAGGUCUUCCCACUGCUGAUAUAUCUGAAAGAGAGACAAAAGGCCCUUUACAGGCAGGCCGACCAUCAUUUCGCUAAGAAAACGACAGAUGCCAAUGUUCUCAAGUUUCUGUUCUGCCCUAAUGAGAUCGUCGUAUCCAAGACGAAGAAAAGUGACAUCGAGUGUGCUUACGCAAUUCGGUACCUUCACUUUUUCCCCGAUGACUCGAUAGAGUUGAUCUGCUGGGCUUGGACAUAUGAUGGCACGGAGUUGAAACGGAGAGAGAAAAAGAUCGAUGUGAGAUACAAAGCAGGAAAUGCAAGAUCUGUCCUGAAAUUGGCGGCGUAUCCCUUGCGUUUUGCGCCAGAAGAGUUGAGGGCCAAGUUAUUUGCUCGCGGAACACGAUUCUGGGAGCUUCGUACGCCGCAGUUGGUAACUUACAAAGGGAUGAACUUUCUGCAGGAGAAGUACAUUAAUGAUGGAAGAUGUAUGCUCGACUAUCCGACGUACAAGAUCAUGCACCGUGAAGCGGAACCUUUCAACCUCAAGAAGCAGCUUGCUCCUCGCCCUCUUGAUUAUGAUAAUUUCCCCGAGACAGUCAGUAAAGAUGGGACGUUGACUGAGGACGAGACGAUUCUCUGCCCACCUAACAUACACGGCUUUCUCUUGAAGGAAAAAGUAUGGGUUAACCUUUUCGUCGAUAAUGUUCGCGGGGUAACGUGGAACAAGGAUGCGUUCAAGCGACUGGUUAUGCCGCCUAAUACCAAAGACCUCGUGGAGGCACUGAUCAAGGCCCAUGCUUCCGCGAGCUGGCAACAAGGAGGGCUGGUAUCAGGCAAACGUUUGGAUUUGAUUGCAGGGAAGGGACUGGGGUUGAUUAUGCUGCUUCAUGGAAGUCCUGGAACGGGAAAGACUUUGACAGCUGAAAGGUACGCACGAUCAUUACAUGCCGUGUAAAUGAAUUAACUAAUACAACUUUAGUGUAGCGGAAAUCGCGGAGAUGCCGCUCUAUUCCGUGACGUGCGGUGACAUUGGUAUCGAGGUUGAUAAGGUUGAGCAAUAUCUGGAGAGGGUACUCUACCUUGGAAAAAAAUGGAACUGUGUUCUGCUUCUGGAUGAAGCAGAUGUUUUCCUGGAGGAGCGAAGUCUGAAUGACUUGAAGAGAAACAGUCUUGUCUCUGUUUUCUUGCGAACCUUGGAGUACUACGAAGGAAUCUUAAUCCUAACAUCCAACCGCGUCGGCACUUUCGACGAAGCCUUCCGAUCACGCAUCCAACUCGCCCUCCACUACCCCAAACUCACACCCCCAUUCCGUCGCCGGAUCUGGCAGAACUUCUUCGAUAUUCUCUCCGAAGACAAAGAAGACGUCGACCUGCCAGAUCUUACUUCACACAUGGAUGAGUUGUCGAAGCGCGAGAUGAAUGGACGCGAGAUCAGGAAUGCGUUGACGAGUGCGAGGCAGUUGGCUAGUUACAAGGGGGUUACGCUGGAGUGGAGACAUCUCCUGGAGACGAUGAGUGUGGGUGAGGUUUUUGGUAAGUAUUUGAGGGAUGUGCAUGGUCAUGCGGAUGAGGAUUGGGCGAGGGAGGAGCAGUUGAGGUAGGUGUAAGGUCUGUAGGGACUGUGGAGAAAAAGGAAGGAGAGGCACUACAGUACAGUAAGCGAGGGGUUUGUUGAGGUGAUGAGGUGAUGAGAACGCGAAAGAGAUACCCAGCCCACAGGGCGAUGUUUGUUUUGACCUAACUCAACUACUAGGACUCAGUACUGAAAAAUAGGCGAUUUCCGCAUGUCCCCAAAUCACACGCAGUAGUGCUGCUUCCAGACCUCUCCCUCCAUUAAGGUUCCUCCAAGUUCUUCCAUCCAGUAAUCAUACAGUAGCUCAAGUAGUCUCCUCUCCCCCUCCCCCUCCC
Messenger RNA from Cadophora gregata, 3963 nucleotides. RefSeq lists its product as uncharacterized. The record is from RefSeq and is a predicted model, not a curated record. Bases 452 to 3010 code for a protein of 852 amino acids. NCBI's taxonomy places the organism in Eukaryota, Fungi, Ascomycota, Leotiomycetes, Helotiales, Ploettnerulaceae. The transcript is spliced from 6 exons.